Molecule: messenger RNA, 1576 nt
Organism: Agrilus planipennis (emerald ash borer)
Lineage: Eukaryota; Metazoa; Arthropoda; Insecta; Coleoptera; Buprestidae
Product: retinal homeobox protein Rx-like
Exons: 3
Coding region: 52-918 (288 amino acids)
Biological process (GO): positive regulation of transcription by RNA polymerase II
Molecular function (GO): RNA polymerase II cis-regulatory region sequence-specific DNA binding; DNA-binding transcription factor activity, RNA polymerase II-specific
Source: RefSeq, a predicted model, not a curated record
ACGCCCCUGAGCAACCAAGCGUGGCUACUCUCAGUCUGUUAGUAUCGCGCGAUGGAUUCAGAGCGUUGCGAGGAUACCUCGAGCUUGCUCUACGGCGCCGGACUGGAGGUGAAACCGCUCAGGAUGGUGUCAAGUCCCAGCUCAGGACCACGUCAUACGAUCGACAACAUACUCGGACUCGUCAAGAACAGCCAUAAGGAUAUUAAGCAGUCCAACGAGGAGAGGUCUGUUACACCUGGAAACACGGAAAGUGCAGGAGAAGGAAGCUGUAAUUCAAACGACGGCGUAUCGGAUCUGCGGUACGGCAAAAUUUCCGGAAUGGGUUGUAGCGGCUCCGAAGACGAGGGAAGCACAGUCAAUUCCGGACAUGUGGAAAGCGACAAUUGCAAGAAAAAACAUCGACGAAACAGAACAACUUUUACUACCUACCAAUUGCACGAGCUCGAAAGGGCGUUCGAGAAGAGUCAUUACCCGGACGUCUACAGCAGAGAAGAGUUAGCGAUGAAAGUCAAUUUACCCGAAGUACGGGUACAGGUAUGGUUCCAGAACAGACGAGCGAAAUGGCGACGCCAGGAAAAGAUGGAAGCAGCUCGUCUGGGUCUGAGCGAUUACCACGCGGUUUCUUCGUUGUCGCGCGUCGGCAACCCCGCCUUAGGUCUGCCCAUGGAUCCGUGGUUAUCUCCGCCUCUUCUUUCCGCUCUCCCAGGCUUCCUCAGCCAUCCGCAAACGGGCUAUCCGAGCUAUUUAACGUCUCCAGUUGCAGCACCGGACUCGACUCGACCGCCUCCACCCAUGGCCCAUUCGCAGUCCGGAAGUCUCGCGACCACGACAGAUCCCAGGAGUACCUCAAUAGCGGCCCUCAGGCUCCGUGCAAAAGAACACGUCGAAAGUAUAACGAAAGGACUGCAAAUGGUGUAGGGUGACCAUGACGAGACUGACAAUCAAGUGUACAUAAUAUAAUUUUACUUGUAGCAAUGUUGAACGAUAUCAUCAAGAUCUCAGCGGAAUCGGAAAUCGAACCACUUUUGUUUCAAAUAAAUGAACCUGCAGACAGACAUUUUAAUUAAUUUACCUGAUUAGGUAAAUAACUAAUACUACGUACAAAUCUCAGUGAUUCUUUGAGGACUAUCCUUUAUUCGAUUCUGUCGAAGGAUAAAUAAAUGUAUCGUGUCCUACACAAAUGUUAUCGACGUCCGGUUGCGUCGAUCAUGAUUGUACUAUUGAGUUGUAAAUAUUGGAUGUAAAUUUAGAUAGAUAAGCAUAAAUAUACAUAAUUACACUAAAUUGAAUGUUUGCCAAUGCUUAUAUUAGAACCAACCACGUUAUCAAUACUUUUUUGGUAUAUAAUAAUAUACUUGUGGGAACUUAACGUUACCUUUCGUUUUAUUUGAGGUUUAUUUUGGAAAGAAAAUUGCGCUACUUUUGAUAAACGAUUUUCCGAUGGAAUGUUUCUACUUCUAGAUAUUUACGUUUCGUCGUGAGCUUUGGUUUUAAAUAGUACCUAGGUAGGUACGUAAUAUCUAACUAAAAAACUAAAACCAAAUAUUAAGUUGAAAACUGGAAAACCUUAUGAUGA